Messenger RNA from Scomber japonicus (chub mackerel), 1902 nucleotides. It is a transcript of the gene rnf8, whose product is annotated as ring finger protein 8, E3 ubiquitin protein ligase. Gene Ontology annotation, molecular function: histone binding; ubiquitin protein ligase activity. The transcript has 9 exons. Gene Ontology annotation, biological process: protein K48-linked ubiquitination; ubiquitin-dependent protein catabolic process; double-strand break repair. Gene Ontology annotation, cellular component: site of double-strand break; ubiquitin ligase complex; nucleus. Lineage: Eukaryota; Metazoa; Chordata; Actinopteri; Scombriformes; Scombridae. Bases 99 to 1688 code for a protein of 529 amino acids. The record is from RefSeq and is a predicted model, not a curated record.
GCUGUCGGUGUCGCGCUUGACGCUGCUGUACGUUAGCUAUGGGACAGAGGCAGCCGCUGUGUUUGAGGUCGUGUUAGCCGCAGACAUCAUGAAAUAAGAUGGCUAAUGUAACGACGGACUCGCCUGCGGCUGAGGAGGAUGAAUGUUCUGACUCGGAGGUCUUAUGUUUGAUGAGAGUCGGAAAAAACUCAGACUGGCUUCUCCUGCCCGAAAACACAGAGAUCACCAUUGGACGUGGUGUGGAUGUAACCUACCAGCUGUUUUCUCCAACUUGUCCCUUGAUGAUCUCCAGACUGCACUGCACUUUUAAGCAAAGGGAAGAUGGCCAGUGGACAGUGACAGACAAGAAGAGUCUCAACGGUGUGUGGGUGAAUGGAAACCGCAUACCAGCUGAAGAAGCCCACCGGCUAAAGCUUGGAGACUCCAUACAACUUGGUGUACCUGUGAUUGAAACCAAAGUAGAGUUUGACUACUUGCUGGUAAAACGGCUGCUCAGAGACAUUAAACAUUGCCUAGCAAAGGGGCACAAAGAGGGUGCCAAAGCAUCACAAACACCCAAGAAGUCCAAGAGGAAGUUGUCUGUGGAAGAAGUAGAGCCAUCUACCUCAAAGCCGAAGCUGUACCGCUGCUCAUCUGCAGACAAGUCCUCCGCGCAGUCCUGCCCCCUAUCUCCAGUAAAGCACUACCAGCGGCUCCGUCAUACGGCAGAGGAAACUGGUUCCAGCAGACAAAUCCAAGAAGUAGACCGAUCCUCCGAUGGCUCCGGCGUUCUCUGUGACCUGGACAACUUACAGAUGUUCAGCCAGAAUAUUCUGAUGCUGAGGGAGCAAGUGGACGACACCCAGAGGCAGGUAGCCUGUUUGGAGGGGGAGCCCCGAAGGACUGACCCACUCAGAGAGGAGCAGGUCAAGGAGCUGCAGGGGCAGCUAGAGACGCUCAGAGCCAAGAUGCACAGCAUGGAGACGUUAGAGAAAUCCUUCAAUGAAGCUAAGAGGCAUCUGGAGGAACAGAAAACACAGCACCAAGAGGAGCUUUUGAAAAAGCAGUUGGAGGAGGCUUUGCAAGAGCAAAAGAAAGUAAUCGGCGAACUUGCUCUAUCUCGACAAGGCUUCGAAGAGAUUCUCUUGGCCAAAAACAAAGAGCUGGAAGUGACAAAGGAGGAGAAAGAGAAGGCGAGAGCUCAAAAAGAGGAAGUUGUAACACAAGUAACUGAAGUUCUGGAGAAUGAGCUUCAGUGCAUCAUCUGCUCAGAGCUCUUCAUCGAGGCGGUCAUCCUGAACUGCGCUCACAGCUUCUGCAGUCACUGCAUCAAGCAGUGGCGCAAAAAGAAAGACGAGUGUCCGAUCUGCCGACAGGCCAUCCAGUCUCAGACUCGCUGCCUGGCGCUGGACAACUGCAUCGACAGCAUGGUGGAGAACUUGAGCCUGGAUAUGAAGGCGAGGCGUCAGACACUUAUCUCUGAGAGGAAAGCAGCUGACUCUGCAGAGGUGAUGGUGAUCCACGACGACGACAGCAGCGGGAGCAGCGACAGUGACGGCAGCAUGGUGUCCAUAGAUAGCAGCCUCAGCUACAGCAGCCUCAGCUCUGUGGUGUCCGUGGACACAGACAGUAGCAUCCACUUGGACUCCAGUUCUUCCUACAGUGGUUAUGGUUACUCUGAUGACAGUGUUGAUGAGUCUGAAGAUUAGUCUUUUUCUACUUCAGGCUGCAAUGUGAAUCGGACUUAUUGGUGUUUGCAUUUCCCUGGAAUGUUCCGGGGACCUUUAAGAUAAGUAAGCAAAGUUUGGUCUCAUCAUGAGUCCAGGAACAAGAGUGAACUAAGAUUUAUGUUUUUCUUUUUGUAAAGCUAUCAGUUGUCUUAUUGUCUUUUAUUUUCAAUUAAAGGAAUAAAGGUUCUUCCUA